Molecule: messenger RNA, 4952 nt
Organism: Linum tenue
Lineage: Eukaryota; Viridiplantae; Streptophyta; Magnoliopsida; Malpighiales; Linaceae
Source: the annotation of a GenBank genome assembly
AAAAGAAACGCAGAGUUUAAUUUCGCGACAAACCGUAUAUAAAUCCGCAGUCGCUUAGUCACUCUGUCGCCGUUCGUCUGAACUCUAGAGUCGGGACUCGGGAGAGGACAACUAAUUAAUUUUGCAUCAAUUUUGUUGAUCAAGACUGGAACUCACCGGGAAACUGAAAUCCGAUCGAUGGCGGAGGCAGAAAGGUUGAUAAUUGGUGACGAACAGGGAGGAGAGGGUGAAAAGGAAGCGCAACAAGUAGAAGGAGAGGCGAGGGACGAGAAGACAAUGGUUGUGGCGGCGAGUAGGAAGGAGAAGAGGAAAGACAAGAAGAAGAUGAAGAGAAAGCAGGCGAGGAAGGAGAUAGCGGCGAGGGAGAGAGAGGAGGAAGAGGAAAGGAGGAAUGAUCCAGAGGAGCAGAAGCGGUUGAAGGAGAUGGAGGAAGAGGAGAGGCUGAGAAUGGAGAGGGAUAGGAAGGAGUUCGAAGAGAGGGAGAAUAAGUUGUUGGAGGAGAUGGAGCUGAAGAGGAAGGCGGAAGAGGAGGAGGCGGCGAGAAGAGAAGCUGAAGAGGAAGAAGAGGAGGAAGCUAAGAGAAGAUUGCAGACUCCAAAUGAGGAUGGAUGUGAUGAGGAUAGUAAUUGGGAGUAUGUAGAAGAAGGGCCAGCUGAAAUUAUCUGGCAAGGAAAUGAGAUAAUUGUCAAGAAAAAAAGGGUUCGAGUGCCAAAAAAGAAAGCGGAUGCACAAAGGAAAGAGGAUGCCAACAGGCCUACUUCCAAUCCUCUCCCGCCAGAAUCGGAGGCUUCGACGCUUUCAGCACAAGAGAUGCUGGAGAAUGUUGCUCAACAAGUACCAAACUUUGGUACUGAACAGGAUAAAGCUCACUGUCCAUUCCAUUUGAAAACUGGAGCCUGUAGGUUUGGCCAGCGUUGCAGCAGGGUACAUUUUUAUCCAGAUAAAGCAUGCACCCUGGUUAUCAAGAAUAUGUACAGUGGCCCUGGCCUUGCUUGGGAACAAGACGAAGGGCUUGAGGUCUGUUAAUGCUGACUUCCAUGUAUCCUGAUGAAUAAGAUUAACAAGUCUCUAUGAAUUAGCUUUGGUUUGUGAAGCAUUUUUGUGUGAAUUGGUGGCAAGAUGAGAAACAGCUUUAACAUGGGAGAAAAAGAGGGCAUCUAUAAAAUAAUCAGUGACCAUUCGGUUUCUGGUCCUCUUUUUUUUUUCAAUCUAACCUUAGAUGCAGAAUUUCUUACAACGUUUCCGGCCACUUUCAAAAAGGGUUCUUCUAGUGUUAGUUGCUGGCACAUUUGGGAUUCUCGAUUCUGGAGCUUUUGCCAGUGACAGUUUAUUAGUUUCCUGGGUUUCUCUUGAAGGCACUGAAGACUUAUUACAUGGAUGAAGUUGGACCACUAUACAGAUGAAGAGGUUGAUCGCAGUUAUGAAGAGUUCUAUGAGGAUGUGCAUACAGAGUUCUUGAAGUAUGGCGAGAUAGUGAAUUUCAAGGUUUGUAGAAACAGUUCAUCCCACUUGAGAGGAAAUAUGUACGUUCAUUAUAAGUCACUGGAUUCAGCUGUGCUUGCCUAUGAGUCGAUCAAUGGCCGUUACUUUGCUGGGAAACAGGUUACAUGUGAAUUCGUUAACAUUACCAGAUGGAAGGUAGCCAUAUGUGGGGAGUAUAUGAGGUCAAGACUUCAGAACUGUUCUCGUGGAAAUUCUUGCAACUUCAUCCACUGUUUCCGCAAUCCUGGUGGAGACUAUGAAUGGGCAGAUUGGGACAAACCUCCACCGAGGUUUUGGGUGCAAAAGAUGACUGCUUUAUUUGGUUUCUCUGGAGACGCUGAGAGUUACGAACACAAGGAAGGGAAAAUAGGGAGCGCAUCUAGCAAGGAAAAUGUUAAUGAUACAGACAGGCUUCGAUCAAGAAGAUCCAUGUCCAGGGACUUUGGGCAUUGGUCCGAUAGAAGAAGAGAUAGAGACGAGUAUGUUCAUGAAAGUGCAUGGGAGGGGAGACACAUAGACAAUGGACAGAGACCUAUUAGAAAUCUGGAUGAACGAGACCGUCGUCAUUCUGGUAGCAGGCUAGAUUCUACAUCUGAAGAAGAGGGUUGGUCAGAUAGGGACAUGGACAACAAGGAGGGACACAGAAGAAGUAGCCGAUCAAGAAGUCGUAGUUCGAGAAACCACUACGAGGAGAACAGAAAGAAUGAUAGUAAGGAUGUGGUUUCAGAUGAGGAGAGGAAGAAGGGGCCCCAAAAUGGGCAACCAAGUCACAAGAGAAGGACUGGAACAGAUCGCCGAAAAGGCAGGGACAGAGAGAGAGAAAAGAACAGUGUGAAAUCUCCUGAUGAUACCAUCUUUAGUAGAAGGUCUGAAGAAGUUGAAGAUGGUGAUCGUUGGGUUGAUAGCAGACCGCAUGAUUGCAAUGACUUCGAUUAUCAGCGAGAGAAGGAAAGCCGAGGAAGGCAGCAUGGGAAAAGAAGACGGCAUGGUGGUCAUGACAAGGAAGACUCGGAUGGUGACAAUGAUGAUGGUAGGAAUGAUGUAAGCACCAAGUGGUCGAAGCAGCAUUCAGACAGGGAACGAUCCCCAACAGGAAGUCAAUCGAACCGAAGGAGACAUUCAAGCAGAGGGCGUCCGGAGCAGCAUUCCUCCACCACUACUUAUGAAGAUAGGUGGGGAGCCUGAUAGUCGAGAGCGUGGAACUCCAUCGUAGUAGAGACGAUGUUUGUUAUAGGAGUUGUUUCUAUUCUGAAUUUGAAAAAUGUCUUAUGUCAAGAAAACAGUAGCUACUGUGUACCGAUCACCAAGCUGAUAGAGUCUUAUAGCGAUUAUGUUUCGCCAGUUUGAAUUACAAUGUAAUCUCAUCGCUUCGAUCUCGUGUGCAGAGAAUUGCAAUUCUCACUAGGAAUUUCCAGUUCAAAAACACGAAAUUAUCAAACGAACUCUAACGUUACAGAAGCUUCCAUUUCAUGUAGAACAAGCUUGUUGAACCAUAUCAGAAGAACCACUUACACCAUCCAUCGUACUCUCUUCUUUCUCUUCUCCAUCGAUGACAAACUUCCCCUCUGUAAACUCGCAGCUAUGAAUCGCCACACCGAGCUGCUUCUCCAUCUUCCUCACAACAAACACCUGCGACUCUUCACAAAUCGUCACCACGAUCCCCUUCCUCCCUAGCCUCCCUGUCCGGCCAGCACGAUGAGCAUAGUGAACCGAGUCGGUAGGCAAGUCCAGAUUAACCACGAGAUCACAUUCGGGAAUGUCCAGUCCCCUCGCUGAUAGCUCAUUGGUCACAAGUACCCUCAACUCCCCAUUUUUAAACUUCUUCAUAAUCGUGGACCUCCCAAGCUUGCCAAGAUCUCCAUGCAACUCCGCAGCAUUUAACCCUCUCGCCUCCAGCUUGUAUACCACAUCCUUCAGCUGCUUUGUGUGGUUCAUGAAGGCUAUCACACACUUGGCGUCCAUGGCGUGAACACACCUCCUCAAAGCAUCCACCUUGUGCUGCAGCUUCACCACAGAAUAGUAGUGCUUCAGAGAUGGAGGUAAGCUUUGGGAUGCUGACGGAUUUGAAUCUGAUGCAGGCUGUGUUGAAUCAACCGGUCCAGAUGGAGGAACCAAUUCAAGCGGGGUUACUUUCUUGGCUUGAACCAAAACCGGGUCGUCAGACCAACUUCUGGCAGCUCUUAUCACUGCAAAUGGCACUGUGGCAGAGACCAAUACAGUGCGACGCUCAGAUUUCCUUCCUACGUGAUCCAGUAUCCGGCGCAUGGCUUCUCGAAAGUUGAACGAGAGGAGCUCAUCAACUUCAUCCAGCACCAGGAAACGGCAGCCAUGUGUAUGAAGCUUGCCAGCUGCACUGAUCUCAGCUAUCCUGCCAGGGGUUCCAACCACAAUUACUGGCUUGUUCUUCUUGAGAGCUUCUUCCUGUCUUGAACGGUUUGCUCCACCAACGAGCUGCUGAACAGCUCUCUUGUUUUCAGGGCCCAAUAUGUUCUCGACCUCCCUCACGAUUUGCAUCCCAAGCUCUCGGGAUGGGGCCACGAUCACUGCUUCUAUGUCGUUCUUCCUCUUCCCGCCACCAUCGUCUUUGGAUUUCAAAGUAGAGUUGGCAUCCUUCAGAGGUCCAAUCCUAGAUAGUAUAGGGAGGAGAUACGCCAAUGUUUUGCCAGACCCAGUGUAAGACUGUAUAACGACAUCGUGGUCUUUUAGGAUAGUUGGAAUUGCAGCAGAUUGCACAUCGGUUGGAACCUUGAAGCCUUCAGAUUCUAAUCUCUCUAUCAGCAAUGGCGGCAGGCCAAGCUCGGAGAAUGAUUUGGCAGAAAAAGGAGCGAGCUCUAUAUCAUCAACUGAUCCCCUCGUCUUACCAAGCGGCUUGACCUUACUCUUUGGCCUGUCAACUGGAGUCCUUAACGGUUUCACAUUUUUCUCAACUUUCCUACUCUUUCCCUUACUACCUGUUGUGGCCUCGAGCUCUAUAUCGUCAACCGAUGUUAUCGCCUUAACAACCGGCGUGGCUAUACUCCUUGGCCUGUCAACUGGUGACCUUGUCAAUUUAACACUGUUCUCAACGUUACUCCUCUUUCCAGUACUGCCUGUAGUUGCCUCAAGUUGACUGCUGAAUCCCAGGCUAGCAAGAGUGAGAGGGCCCUGGUGUUCUUUAGCAACCCGACUGAAGAACCUCACUGAAUGGCGCCAUGUCGAUACACUAACGGGAAGAAAUUUCAAUUUCUGUGAAGGCAAUGAGUAACCAGCUAGAAUAAGCAACCUGGUUGUUGAAGCUAAAGCCGGCAUUGCAGCAAGAAACCAAGUUCACACCUGUUCUCAAAUCAUUGGAUUCCUGAAGCUGAAGAACUGAGAACAGGCUAGGAGGGAAGCGGCUCGAUUUCCAGACCGGGAAGCUUCGAAGACUGAGAAUUUGUGGAGGAAGGAAGCCAGUGUGGAGCGAAGCAAUGGAGGGUUUUAGCUAGGGCUGG